This is a messenger RNA of Paramuricea clavata, 495 nucleotides long. The record is from the annotation of a GenBank genome assembly. Lineage: Eukaryota; Metazoa; Cnidaria; Anthozoa; Malacalcyonacea; Plexauridae.
AUGAAGACAACGGUCAAUGCUGGACAGGGCGGUAAGCAAAAUAGAAGCCGAAAGAUAAGAGGCAAAUAUAAUUCUAAACAGUUCAACAAUGCCAUAGGCAUAGAAAGGAAAUGCAAAUAUUGUGGGGUAUGCAUGAAUGGAACAAAACAAAGUGCCCUGCAUAUGGGGAAAGAAAGCUGAAAGUGCCGUAAAUUAAAUCAUUUUGAGCCUAAUUACAGUCAGAUGUUACAAAGAACAAAAACAUUGCUCCCAGUGACAGCAAAGUUGUUGGCACCAAGAGUUGUAGAAACUCAUUAUCAAGAAAUUGUGAAAGGACAAGAAUGCCAAGCAAAGUAUUAUAACAGAGGAACAAAAAAUCUGCCUCGUUUAAGGAAAGAAGACAAAGUAAGAAUUCAAGAUCACAGACAAGGUCUUAAGAAAAGCCUGUCAGUCAAAGCAAUUGUGAAAGCAGAAGUUGAUAUUAGAUCAUAUGAAGUUGAAACACAAGACGGAUGA